Molecule: messenger RNA, 987 nt
Organism: Pleurotus ostreatus (oyster mushroom)
Lineage: Eukaryota; Fungi; Basidiomycota; Agaricomycetes; Agaricales; Pleurotaceae
Exons: 11
Coding region: 1-987 (328 amino acids)
Source: RefSeq, a predicted model, not a curated record
AUGUCUGCGACUGCACUCUUCUCUCUCAUAUCGAGCAUGGGCGCCAUCCAGAUUGGCAUCGUCAUAUCAAGCUUUCUCUUUGGAAUCACGACUCUACAAGCGUUCUUCUACUACAUCAAUUACCCAAAGGAUCCCCUGUAUCUGAAAUGCUUCUCGGUUGUUGUAUGGAUCCUUGAGCUCGGCGGAAUGAUUUUUGCUGGUCAUCUCCUCUACUCGGCAGCGAUAACGCCGUACCGAGAGAAUCCACUUCUCAUGUUCUUAGAUCCCCCAUAUCAGAUUCUUGCGACCAUACUAGCGAGCAACAUGUCGGGAUGUGUCGUCCAGCUGUACUUCGUCGAGCGGGUACGGAGGUUUACAAAGUUACUCUGGAUAGCUAUCAUUUGCUGGACUCUCAUAUUAUACACGUUCACCGGAACGCUCGUCAUAGUCGUCGUCGCUUUCAAAUCGGGCCUGGUCGAAUAUACACUGCACUGGAGAUGGUUGACCAUCAGUGGUUUAAUUGUCUCUGCUGCGGUUGACAUUUUUGUCGCUGUCAUGAUGUGCUGGAAUUUGGGCCGCCAGAGAGGGUCGUUGUUUCGACAGUCGGCCACCCUGGUAGACAAGAUAAUUAUGAUGACUAUCACAACUGGGCUCAUGACAAGCCUCGUAGCGGUGACAGCGGCGGUCCUGACCGUGACACUCCCCUAUCAUCGUAGGUCUUCACUCUCUAACGUGGGGCUACCCGACUUACAGUGCCCAGUGAUUUAUUUGGGAGUAUACAUAUGUCUAGCGAGAGUCUACGCGAAUUCCUAUUUUGCUUCAUUAAACGCACGGCAUAACUUGCGUGGAACCGACGCCAUUGAGACCAUCCAAUUUACCCCUCGCUCUAAUGCCUCCUCAAACGGCACCGCCGCCAGCGUAACGCUGCCGAAGCCACCCCAUGCCACCUAUCUCGGCCAGUACAAAAUCGACUUAAAUGGUAGUGAGCCCAUUCUGAACAUACAUUAA